Molecule: messenger RNA, 652 nt
Organism: Linum tenue
Lineage: Eukaryota; Viridiplantae; Streptophyta; Magnoliopsida; Malpighiales; Linaceae
Source: the annotation of a GenBank genome assembly
CAGAUUUCAUACUACCUGAAGUUUGUCAAUUCAAAACUGAGUUGGACAUGUAUCUUGGUCAUCCUUGUGAAGGUAGUGGAUCUGGAGGAACCCAAUCCGAGUUUGAUGUAUUGAAGUGGUGGAUGGCAAAUCAUUCAAGGUAUCCUAUCCUAUCUGAGAUGGCCAAGGAUAUCUUUGCUAUUCCUAUGUCUACAGUGCCUUCAGAAUCUGCAUUUAGCACUGGUGGAAGAAUUCUAGAUGACUUUAGAAGUUCAUUACAUCCUAAGAUUGUUGAAGCACUAAUCUGUAGUGAGGAUUGGCUUAGAUCAAGUUCCCUUCUGCCGUUGGAUGAUGACAAUGAUGGUGAUUAUGAGGAUGAAGAAGCAUUUGUUAAUGUUUACAAUGUCGUUAUGGAGGAGCAGGUGGGUGAGAGAGGAAGAGUUCAAGAUUCUACUGUUAACAAAGAUAUUAGAGGAAGUGAUGAUAUUUCCUCAACAUUAAAGGGUGGGACUAGGACAUACGAAGGACAAGGAGAUGGUGGCAUUUGAAGUUGCACUUUGUAGUUUAUAGGAGUUAUUAGUUAUUAAAUUUUGGACUUUGUUUAUUGUUAUAUCAUGGAUUUUAGAACAUGUUAUGUUGCCUUGUAGUGGUUGUUUGAUGACUUGUAGACGGU